GACCGCUUCUGUCUUCCUCAACCGCCCCACAAACCCGCGCCCCUGCCCAUAACGGCAUCAGCUUCGCGAUUUGAGGCUGCCGCUAUCUCAGAUCACCAGAGACGACCACUGCACCAUCGGACGCUAGUGAUCACCAAAGCACCGCCAUCCUUGAGCACGAACAACGCUGACGCUACCCUCGCUAGCACCACCAUACUAGCCACUGUCAACGGCAGCUGCAACCUGAGGGUUCAGGGAGAGAGGAGAGAUAUUUUAAAGGGAUAGGAGGUCAUCGGAGAUAAAAGGGUUCAAAUCCCUUGACUAAUCAAACGUCUCAAAGCAGGAAUAUUUCAAAUGGAGACACAGAAAACUCAACCAGAAAAACAGCAAUCACCUGCUGUCACCUCAUGUCGACGGAAAAGGAAGGAUGAUGCCACUUUUUUGGUGGAUGUGAAGGAUCACAUUGAUGAGUUCAUCCAUGCAUCUAUGGAUGAGCACAAGGAUUGUUUCAAGAAGACUAUCAAGAAGAUGUUUGGAAUGUCGAAGAUUGUUGCUGAGAGGAGUGCUGAUGCUAAGGAAGUCGAGAGUGCUCUUCCUCUCCGAACCACAGUGGCAGAGUAGAAUGUCUUCACCCGUGUUCUAAUGGGCUCAUAAUGCCAGUUUUAGUCAUGUUUUGGUUUGUGGUUAAAGAAUUACGACAUUUAGUGCAGUUUGCUAAUAUCACAUUACUCUGUUCUGUUUUGAGUUGAAUAAAUGAAUAAUGUUCGAAUUCUUUAAGGACCCCA
Messenger RNA from Populus nigra (black poplar), 764 nucleotides. RefSeq lists its product as uncharacterized. NCBI's taxonomy places the organism in Eukaryota, Viridiplantae, Streptophyta, Magnoliopsida, Malpighiales, Salicaceae. The record is from RefSeq and is a predicted model, not a curated record. The coding region runs from base 334 to 600 and encodes 88 amino acids. The transcript is spliced from 3 exons.